UCCAGUACAGCAGGAGGCGCUGCAGCUCUUUAGUCCGACGAUAAACUCACUAAAGAAAGAAAGAGGUCGCGUGUGAUGUGUUUGCGUAUCCUCAGUGUUUUUCUCUCUUGCGUGUUUCAUUGAGUGUAAACAGCUUUAUUUAUUUAUUUGAGUGUUUAGAAGUUGAUGAUGAGAUGUGCUGUAAAUGAGUAUGAACUGAUCUGUCCAUGCUGGAUAUAUUGAUGAUUUCAUCACAGAAAUCUCUCAGCUGAAGAAAGAGGUGGCGUUACUGAAGACAAAGCUGAGGUCACGAGGAGAGAUUUAGCAAUGAAACGAGAGGAUGUGGAUUGUUGUGAAUCUUCAGUGUAUAACAUGACUGAUGAUGGGAGUCUGGAUUCAGUGUGGAUGAGCAGAGAUCAGAGCCGCACACCACAGCCACUGCUGGACUCUAAACUCUCUAAAGAGGAAUCCAGACACACACAGGACUCCCAGCUCAGUCUGACUUUACUCUGUUAUACUGAGUCAAAGCCCACAGACACUCAGGACACUACAGUGUGUGACAGUAAACGGAGCUUACAGGAGGAUCAAACCUCCACAGAGUCUCUGGAUUCAGUCUGUAACGCUGGAGAACAGCAGCAGAUCCUGCAGACCACACUGAAGAUGUGUUCAGUCAAACUCAUCGACUGCAAAAACCUUAUGAUGAAGAUUAAAACUGAACCCACAGAAAUAAAAACUGAACCCACUGAAAUACAUAUUGAAACCAUAGAAAUAAAAACUGAACCCACAGAAAUAAAAACUGAACCCACAGAAGAGGAAGAUCGCACUGAGGAAGAUGAUGAUUUUAUUCCAUCAGAUGUGAAGAGUGAUUCAUGUUUGGAUAUAGAAAUAACAUCCUCAACAUCAAAAGAGCGACUGACAGCACAAACUCUUUCUUGCAUUACCUGUGGAAAGACAUUCAGAUCACAGAGGCUUUUAAAGAGACAUGAGAGAAAACACACAGAACAGAAACUGUUCACCAGAUCUGAGAUCAGCUUUACUACCUUACAAGAGAAAAAACUUCAUUCAGUAGAGCACAGAGAGAAGAAUAAGCAGCAGAAGCAGCAGCAGCAGUUUCACUGUGAGAAGAGAUAUAGUUAUCUGAAGAGACAUGUGCCUUCACACACCAAUGAGAGACCGUAUCAGUGCAGUGAAUGUGACAAAAUCUUUAAGUAUUCAGGAUCAUUAAAAUCACACCAGAAUAUUCACUCUGAAGAGAAACUCUAUCAGUGUUCACACUGUGAUAAAUGUUACGGUCAUAAAUCUCAGCUGAUAAUCCAUGAGAUAAUUCACACUGUAGAGAAAACUUAUCACUGUAGUGUCUGUGGGAAGAGUUUUAGUGAACAGUUACCCUUAAAAAGGCACCAGAGAAUUCAUACAAGUGAAAAACCUUACAAAUGCUCUCAGUGUGGCAAGACAUUUGCUCAGUCAGUUUACUUAAAAGUCCACCAGAGAAUUCACACUGGAGAGAAACCUUAUCACUGUAGUGUCUGUGGGAAGAGUUUUAGUGUACAGUCACCCUUGAUAAAGCACCAGAGAAUUCAUACAGGUGAAAAACCUUACAAAUGCUCUCAGUGUGGCAAGACAUUUGCUCAGUCAGUUUACUUAAAAGUCCACCAGAGAAUUCACACUGGAGAGAAACCUUAUCAAUGUAGUGUCUGUGGGAAGAGUUUUAGUGAACAGUCACCCUUUAUAAAGCACCAGAGAAUUCAUACAAGUGAAAACCCUAACAAAUGCUCUCAGUGUGGCAAGACAUUUGCUCAGUCAGUUUACUUAAAAGUCCACCAGAGAAUUCACACUGGAGAGAAACCUUAUCACUGUAGUGUCUGUGGGAAGAGUUUUAGUGAUCAGUCACCCUUUAUAAAGCACCAGAGAAUUCAUACAGGUGAAAAACCUUACAAAUGCUCUCAGUGUGGCAAGACAUUUGCUCAUUCAGUUUCCUUAAAAGUCCAUGAGAGAGUUCACACUGGAGAGAAACCUUAUCACUGUAGUGUCUGUGGGAGAAGUUUUAGUCAACGGCCAAACUUACUUAAGCACCAGAGAAUUCAUACAGGUGAAAAACCUUACAAAUGCUCUCAGUGUGGCAAAACAUUUUCUCAUUCAGGUCCCUUAAAAUCCCAUCAGAGAAUUCACACUGGAGAGAAACCUUAUAACUGUAGUGUCUGUGAGAAGAGUUUUAGUCAACAUGGCAGUUUAGUGGCACACCAGAGAACUCAUACAGGUGAAAAACCUUACAAAUGUUCUCAGUGUGACAUGACAUUUGCUUAUUCAUGUCACUUGAAAGUCCAUGAGAGAAUUCACACUGGAGAGAAACCUUACGUCUGCUCUCAAUGUGGAAAGGGCUUCACUGAUUCAUCUCAAUUAAGAAUUCAUAUAAGAGUUCAUACUGGAGAAAAACCUUAUUACUGUAAUGUCUGUGGGAGGAGUUUUAGUCAAUGUUCAAACUUACUAAGGCACAAAUGCUCUCAGUGUGAUGAGAUGUUUGCUCGGUCAGGUUCCUUAAAAUACCAUCAGAGACUUCAUACUGGAAAGAAACCUUAAAGGAAUACUUUAGAUAAUUUACUCACACCCAUGUCAUCCAAAAUGUUGAUGUCUUUCUUUGUUCAGUCGAGAAGAAAUUACGUUUUUUUGAGAAAAACAUUGCAGGAUUUUUCUCAUUUUAAUAGACUUUAUUGGACCCCAAAAGUUUACAGUUUUAACAGUUUCAAAGCGCUCUAACCGAUCCCAAACGAGGAAUAAAGGCAGGGCUCCAGACUGAGAGGGGUGGUACUGCCCCCCCCCAAGUUGUACAGCUGGUGGUGUAAAACAAAAAAGAAAUACUAAAACUAAGUGCAAACAUGUUUACGGCAUUAAUACAUUUAAGGGCUGUCAAAAAAUAAUUGUGAUUAAUCUUAUACAAAAUAAAAGUUUGUUUACAUA
Messenger RNA from Misgurnus anguillicaudatus (oriental weatherfish), 2934 nucleotides. RefSeq lists its product as uncharacterized. Lineage: Eukaryota; Metazoa; Chordata; Actinopteri; Cypriniformes; Cobitidae. The record is from RefSeq and is a predicted model, not a curated record.